Messenger RNA from Erpetoichthys calabaricus (reedfish), 1505 nucleotides. Its product is annotated as killer cell lectin-like receptor subfamily G member 1. The record is from RefSeq and is a predicted model, not a curated record. Bases 97 to 639 code for a protein of 180 amino acids. Lineage: Eukaryota; Metazoa; Chordata; Cladistia; Polypteriformes; Polypteridae. The transcript is spliced from 5 exons.
CAUUUCCUGUACUGGUUCUUUAAAACUUGUUUCAUGCUUGAAGGUAAUGUCACUCAAAGGCACAACAGCAACCCUGCACUCAGCUAGUGGUCAGAUAUGGCGGCUGAUAUGGUGUAUUCCGAACUGACCCUUCCUCUUGGACAUCCACCUCAAGGCAACCAGCAGCCUCCAGACAAGCGAUGCAGAUGCCUGCCAUUGUCAGCUGCUAUUUUCUUUCCCGUGUGCCUCCUGUUUGCGGCAAGCAUCGCCAUUGCUGUUAUGGCACUGAGGAUACGAUCCUGCCCUGAGUGGUGGCUGCUGUACAAAGAGAACUGCUACUACUUUUCAACAAAUAAAAGCAUGUGGAACACAAGUAGGGAGGACUGCAGAUCACGGGGGGCUCAUCUCAUCAUAGUGGAAGACCAACAGGAGUUGGAUCUUCUCCGUCAGCAAUCUAGAGUCCAUUUAACUUUUUGGAUUGGACUGAGGAAAAGGGAAAACUGGAUGUGGAAUAGUGGAGAGGCUUUCAAUACCAGUAGGUUCAUUUCUGAUUCAACAGAUCAAGGAGACUGCGACUGUCUGACUCAGAAGGGAAUGACAAAACUCAACUGUAGUAUGAUUCAUCACUGGAUCUGCGAGAUGACAGCCACUCAUUUAUGAAAGACAAACACUGGACACAAGACCCUUAAUGCUGUCCUCAUCACGCAGACCUGUUACCACAAAAAAAAGAUAUUGCAAAACAAGAAAAGAAGGGUGUGUGGGAGAAAAAAAAAGCUGUUUGCAGUGGAUCUGCCUAUAAAAGUGUUGGUGUAAGUAAACACACAAGUGUACUGCGGAAAGUGUGCUGCAGAUUCUGUAUAAAGAAGUGUUACGUGGAAUUCUGGGGAGGUAUGUAGAACACAUUGCUUUUGUCACUUUUAUGAAUUUGAGGGAUGAGUGUGCAGACAGUAGGUGCUGGGUGACCACUUUGUUAGGCCUGCUUAGAGAGGGCACCCGAAAAAAUUAACAAUAAAUCAAAUCGGCAAACUUAAACAAGUUGCACAGUUCAGUCGCAGAAGGGGUAAGACUAAAAGAUUUAGCAGCCCAAGUGCUUUCACAUUAUUAUAUGUAUUUAUUAUAUUAAGAAUGUAUUCUCACAGGAACGUCUUCUUUAUGUGCCAUCACAGCAGCUGUUUGUUAGCCUUGGCAAUGUGGACAUCUGUAACUAAGGUGGAUGGCCUCCCUGAACGCUCUUCGUCAUUCACUUGUGUGUUGCUGACUACAAAGUGCUUCCACUACUGAAAUGCAGCAGCACAGCUAAUCGUUUCAUCAUCGUAUGCCUGCUGUAACAUUUCCAGAGUUUCAUUACUGCUCUUCCCAAACUUAACAGAAAAUUCAACCACACACCUUUUCUGUACUCUCACAGGAAUGUUCUCUUUAUCUGCCAUAACAGCAACAGUUCAUUAGCCUUGGCAAUGCUGACAUUCAUGACCGCGGUGGUUGGCCUCACCGAACGCUCUUCGUCAUUCACUCACGUGUUGCCGACC